Dreissena polymorpha is the source of this 2228-nucleotide messenger RNA. RefSeq lists its product as uncharacterized. The record is from RefSeq and is a predicted model, not a curated record. The transcript has 11 exons. The coding region runs from base 1202 to 1753 and encodes 183 amino acids. NCBI's taxonomy places the organism in Eukaryota, Metazoa, Mollusca, Bivalvia, Myida, Dreissenidae.
CAAACUGAUAGACUCAGACCUAAAUGAAACAAAUCUCUGCAGGGAGCUUCCUGUACUCAUCAAACGCAGUGUCCAUGUGGAGAUUACUGAUUUUCACGAUUUGUGUCUGGAUGGCGAAGGGUCAGGGACCUAGCACCACGCCACCACCCUUCAAAUAUCCCACCACAUGCGCGCCCAGGGGCGCCACCAUAUUAUCACCUUAUUUGCAAAGCCAUGGCACCGUAUUGCCAGCGGUGCCCACGAUUCCCGACACGUACCAAGUGCGAGUGGAAGCGAACAUUCUCGAAAAUAAUAAAACGAUCGUUGGAGAGGAAUACUACGACAAGGAGAACCACCGCGCCGCAAUGAGGAUCAUCACGAACAACUCGGAGGACUACAUGAUCUCAGACUACAACAACGAUCAGCUGAUCUAUGACGUCAACGGUGACUGCCACGGUUCUGAAGUAUGACGACAACCAACUGUUGUUCGGAAUGGAUAUGACCGGCGCUGGUAUACCCCAUUUCUACAACACGGAACAGGCACUUCAUUUCGCCAAGGCCACUGGAAUAAUGUACAUGGGCCGCCAGGUGAUCCGAGGCAUCCUGUGUGACUGGUGGCGCUCGUGUAUGUACUGGGACAUUCUGGCCUCCAACUUUACACUCGACUUCUACUUCACAGCUCAGGACAGAAGUUUCACUUGGGUUGCACCUGACAACGAGAACGUGGUACCCAUUCGCGCCGAGAUUUAAGGGACCCAGUACAUCCCCCAGGUGGACGGGUCUAACUCCAAAAACUUCCAUCACAUAUACGAAUACUUCGACUUCCGCAACGCAAUCUAGGCUCCUGAUGACAAGUUUUGGCCGCCUCAAGGCGUGGUGUGCUCUGGCCGUAAAGACCCGCCGCCUGUGCCGCAGCUGACUUCGCAGUAUUCGUACCGCUUGGAGAUCGUCGAAAACGUCAAUGCAGCGGUCUCCCAUGCGGAUGUAAGUAAGAUCGUCGGGGUAACACUCUUUUUUUAUGAAAUUAAAAGGAAAAUAGUAAAAACUAUGAGAACUUAUUGCAGAUCAUUGCAUUCAUAAACAGCCUUCUAUGUUGAUGUAAGUAGGUCCGACAGAGAACCGCAUUCGUAAUCGAGCCCAUUUUAUUGUUUAAGUACUACUGAAGUUUACAAAUACUUAUUCUCAGUUUAAGUUUGACUCCAGUUUUGUCGACAACCCUUAUAUGCCUAUUAAAACAGUUGAACAUCCGUGUCAUGUGAACAUACCAGAACCUGGCGUCUUACCGGACCAAACUCUGCCAGAGCAGAUCUAUUACGACUUCUCAUACCAGCUGGUCAGGUUCGACUAUCGGCGCCGGAGAAGCACUGGACACACGACCAACCUCGUCACCGAGAUACACACCGAGAUACAUGACUAUAGAACUGGUAUCGCCUACACUAUGGACAAGACUCGGGUCAACUGCUCCGUGAGACCCAUCCAGAACGCCAGUUUUUUCACCUCCGUCACCCAGAAGCCCGACGCGCAGGUCUACAUCCACAUGAAGGCCGCAUCCCAGCUCCUCUACCUCGAUAACAAGACGUAUUCGUAUGAGGGACAGCGCACUGUACGAGGAAUGCUUUGUGACGUGUAUAUCUCCAAGCGGACGGACUUCACGCUUCCCAACAUCUCCAUAAAUUUUACGUCUACCUUCGAAUUCUACUUCUGGUUUGAUUCAACGAUCAACCAGAUCAGACCCGUACAGCUGGUCAUUACGACUCCCGACAUCGUGAGUUAGAGCACAUAUUUGUAAUUUAACAUACUUUCCAGACGUUGCCACGAACAGCUCAAACUCGUUAAAUACUGGAGCGAAUUGCAAGUUUAAAUAUCCACUCAUUGACAUUAUACAGCGACUUGCAAAUCAAUUGUUUAUUCAAAGAUAUUCACCAGCCAUUUGUAAGUUUUUUUUAAUGUCAAUUCAUAGAUAUUUACCUGCGCAUUGCAUGUUUAAAUGUCCAUUCAUUUAUAUUCACAAACGGAUUGCAAGUUUUUAUUUUUUCCUUAAUUAGUAUACACAAAGUGAACCUUCAGCUGUAUCAGCAGAAGAAAACCCUUUUUACACGAUAUAUGAUUACCUUUUAUUAUGGAAUGGACCUAAUUGGCGAACAACUCAAAAUCAAACGUUCUAAUUAUAAUACCGAAAGUCACAAUACCAAAAAAAUCUGGAAACGUAUUGAUUUGUUUAAUUAUUUGUAGUUCGAUAAGAAAUGAUA